UUUCCUUCAGACACAGAGCUGCACUCAGAGUCAACCACGCCCCGUCAGGACAGCCAGGGGAGACUGUGGAACCCAAAUCUCCAAACUCUGGGAUGGAAGGGACGGUGGACUGUUAAGAUGCAUUUUAGUGUGGAUAACAGGUUCACAAGAUGAAGUUCGGAAAGAGCAUCUGCGUACUCAACGUAGGGGGAACCCGGUACGCCUUCACCCGUGAGGUGAUAAGGGAUUUCCCUCUCCGGCGCGUCAGCCGUCUGCAUGCAUGCGCAACCGAGAAAGAGGUUCUUGAACUGUGCGAUGAUUACGACCGGGACCAAAACGAGUUUUUCUUUGAUCGCCACGCACAGGCUUUCAUGUUCAUCAUGUUGUACUUGCGCUCGGGUAAACUCCGCUUUGUCCCCGGAGUGUGUGAGCUGUCUUUUUACACAGAGAUGCUAUACUGGGGACUGGAAAGCGUGCAUUUGGAUUCCUGCUGCCAGAAACGUCUGGACGACAGGAUGUCCGAGAUCGGACUUGACAAUCUGUCCGAAGUGGAGAUCGGAGUUUCGGGGGAUGAGUCCCAGAGCUCGGGCGAACAGGUGCAAGCGACUGCGCUCACCGGUCGCGCCAAAUGGCUCGAGAAGAUGCGCAAGACAUUCGAGGAGCCCAACUCUUCAAUUUUGGCGCAGCUUUUGGCCUCAGUGUCUGUGAUCUUUGUACUAGUUUCUAUGAUAAUGCUGUGUGCCAGCACCCUGCCGGACUGGGAUACUGCCAAGAGAAACAUUGUGGAGGAACACAGGACGGUGGAGGCAGUGUGUAUUGGCUGGUUUACAGCAGAGUGCACAAUGCGCUUUCUGGUGGCCAGAAGCAAGUGUGAAUUCCUCCGCCAGCCGCUGAACAUCAUCGAUGUGAUUGCAAUCACCCCCUACUAUGUCACCAUGGCUCUGGCCCAGGCCGGGUUGCCUGGUGCUGGGCUUGGAGUUGCUGGGGUGGUACUGCGAGUGCUGAGGAUGAUGAGAGUGUUCUGGCUCAUGAAGCUGGCCAGACACUUCCUGGGCCUGCAGACUCUGGGGCUAACGCUCACACGCUGCUACCGGGAGAUGGUUAUGCUGAUGGUGUUUGUCUUUGUCGCCAUGGCAAUAUACAGUGCUCUGGCCCAGCUGCUGGAGCACGGGUUGGAUUUAGGAAUGCAGAACCCAGAUUUUGCCAGCAUCCCAGCAUCUGCUUGGUGGGUCAUCAUUUCAAUGACGACUGUCGGCUACGGGGAUGUGUACCCUGUGACAGUUGGAGGACGGGUGCUUGGGGGAAUGUGUGUCGUGAGCGGCAUUGUUCUCUUGGCACUGCCGAUCACAUUCAUCUACCACAGUUUUGUACAGUGCUACCAAGAACUCAAACUGCGCUCUGCUAGAUACGCACGUAGCUUGUCAGUGGAUUUACUGCAAUGAGCAUGCAUUUAACCCAAAACACAUGUGGCCCUACCUACAUCCGAAGAAAACUCAACAAACCCUAACUGAUGUUCCUUUUGUGCAACUACAUUAACUUUUCAUACGUGAAAACAAGUCUGUAUCCACUGAUUUGAAUCUGCUAUAACAUUCAGGAAUUCUUCUUUAACAUACAUACACAACCAAGUUCCAUGAAAAUCAUACCAGUUGGUUUUCCGUAAACCUACUGACAAACCAACAAAACCAAAAUUAUAACCUCAUUGCUGAAGAUGAUAAUAAUGAUCAACUUUGUGCCCUGUCCUGUUUCCUGCCUGAGCUGCACCUGAUUUUAUUUGGCCUGUCUAGCUCCUGCCUGUUGUAUUGAUGAUCUCAAAUCAUCAUCUUCAACCAGCAUGCUCUGCGCUGUCUCCUUAACAACACAACUUGGGCAGAGGAAUAGGAAGAGAAAUCAUUAUUUAUUAAAUACACACAGGCACAGUCAAUCCAGUUUUGACAGCGGCUGCUGUUUACACUGUAUUCCCAUGGUUACAAAAUUGGCAGAUACGGCAGCGUUUCCUAAAUGUUGCAUCCAGUGCUGUGUGUGUUUGCGCGUUUGUCUGGGCAUCAGCUUUUCACUUUGUCAAAGCUUUGUGCCCAGAUGGUACAAGUUACACAAGGCUGACCUAGAUGCAUUGUGAAAUAUAGACAAGGAGUGAACAGGUGAAUGUGAAGUGGGGAGGAAGAAGGGGUGCACAGAGGGCUAGUAGGAGGGGUCUCAGACAUGGGAUAAUGAAAUAUGGAGACAGGUCAGCAAGAACUACAAGGUGGCAGUCAAAUAAAAGGGCGACAGAUUUCACAGCGCAGAUGGAGUGUGAACUGGAGGAUAAAAGAUUCUGGGACAAAAAUGACAGAAUGUGUAGCAACCCUGAGCACAAAGACUGAAAAGACAGAGAGUGUUUUGCUUCUCAAUUUGUGACUGAAUGUAAGUCAUUUUGUAUUUCUGUGUCUCCAAGGCAACCUCCAUCCUGCAACAUGUCAAUCAUAAUGGUGGUUGGUUUUUGUGUGCACACAAAUAUAAGCCCACAUCCACGCACACAAUCCCUGGCGUAGUAUUUUUUUAAAUUUCGAUUAAUGGCAAAAGGAUAUCAAAGUCAUGAUUUCUUUGUGAUAAAAAAGAAUAUUAGUCGAUGCUUUGCCAAGAUUGAUUUGUUAAAGCGACACAUGAUCCAAGUAAACAAGUCAACACCUCUCCCACACAACAGCCUUUCUCUGCAUCUCCUCUCCUUUUGCCAUCAACGUCUUCUUUGUACAUACAUGCACAUACACACAUGCGCACCCGUACAUAAGUGCACAUCAAGCUCAUGCUCUUAUGGCGCAAAUUGUACAAUUAAUGUUUCUGUUAAUUAUCUGUUGGUCCUUAAAUUUAAACUCUCCAUUUGUUGUUUCCUUGUAAACGUUGCCGCCUUGUAUGAGUUUAGUAUGUGUUUUGGACAGUACACAUCUCACUAUCAUCUUUGUUGUUGUUGUUGUGUUAUCAAUGUACAUUUAUUCCCAAAAAACAUUAUCAAUGUUUUACCAUAUUGCCUACAAAACUUUCCAGCCAACGUGACAUAGCUUACUGCACAGCGAAUAUUAGCCAGGCUUGAUUAAAACCAUCAAUACAUUUUUUCAUCAGUAGACUAUAACUUGAAAUGAUGUGAUUAAUAUAUGAGCUUUUGUAAUAAAUAAAGAA
This is a messenger RNA of Eleginops maclovinus (Patagonian blennie), 3129 nucleotides long. RefSeq names its product potassium voltage-gated channel, subfamily G, member 3 (gene kcng3). Gene Ontology annotation, cellular component: voltage-gated potassium channel complex; membrane. NCBI's taxonomy places the organism in Eukaryota, Metazoa, Chordata, Actinopteri, Perciformes, Eleginopidae. Gene Ontology annotation, biological process: potassium ion transmembrane transport; protein homooligomerization. Gene Ontology annotation, molecular function: delayed rectifier potassium channel activity; protein binding. Bases 150 to 1421 code for a protein of 423 amino acids. The transcript is spliced from 2 exons. The record is from RefSeq and is a predicted model, not a curated record.